AUGUUAUUUAAAUCAAUAAUUUCAUUACCAUCAAACAAUUUAGAAUGUUCAUCAAAAAUUGAAUGUGAAAAUAAAACAAUUAAAAAUUCAGAUAUUAACACAAAAACAUCAAUGAGAAGAAUAAUUUCAUUUUUUACCAGACCACACUUUAUAACAUAUUGA
Molecule: messenger RNA, 162 nt
Organism: Dictyostelium discoideum AX4
Lineage: Eukaryota; Evosea; Eumycetozoa; Dictyosteliales; Dictyosteliaceae
Exons: 2
Coding region: 1-162 (53 amino acids)
Source: RefSeq, a predicted model, not a curated record